GACUGAGACAUCCCUGCGCUGCCCGGAUCCGACCCGGUCACCAAGCGGGUGAGAGCUGUGGAGGGGACUAGAACAUGUUGGACUUUAUGCAGGAUGCGGGCCGAAAUGUAUUUUCAACACUCCCCAAACUCACUGAAGAUGAUGUGUCCACUAUAUGGGCUUCCGUUGCCGAGUUCAUUGAACAUCAAAUGUCUCAACAAAAGGGGGUGCAGAUACCUGGACUGGGAACUUUUACUCUAUCAAGACACACAUUAGAUGUUGGCAACAAGCUCAUUCUGGUUCAGCGGCCUGUUUUCCUUCUGUCUGAGAAAUUUGUGCAGAUUCAUGGACUGAAGUACAAUAAAAUAUUCACAACCAGUGAUAUCCCGGUCGUUCCUCUGAACUUCAUCGCCUUGUCUUUCUCUUGCUCCUACAACAGAGACACUAUAGAGGGCUGUGUGCGGGAGACGCUCUGUGUUUUCUCCCGCUCUGUUGCUACCAAACAAAAUGUUGAGUUCAGCUUCAAAGGAAUUGGCACUCUUAUCAUCCGCGACCAGAAGGUCAAGAUGAAAUUUUACAAAGACUUUGUAAAUAGCACGGAUGGGACUGGAUCUCUGGUGAAAUCUCUGUCUAAUAGGCCUGGGACAGCUGAUUCUGUGAUGUCUUCUGGGGAGGACCCAUCCUUACGCCCGCGGUCCUGCAGUGCUCUACUAUUUCCAAGGAUUGAGGUAAAAGCCUCAGACAAGCCAUCUGACAUGGAGACAAUCCCAGAAGAAAAUGUGGAGCUGGAGAGUGGGGCAGAACCUAAGAUAGAACAGCCAAUAGAAAAUGUGAAUGAAGGAGAAGAGCCAAUCACAACUCGAAGAGAGAACACACCAACGAAGCGUCUGCUGAACAGACAAUGUAUUGUGCCCGCCAAAGUCACUGCGAUCAGCCUAAAUGAAGAUCUGGAAAGAAUAACUAAACCAAAAACUGCUCCAGAAAGAUUAGGAUCUUCUAUGAACUUCUCAAGACCUGAUCCUGAAGUGAGCCAGACGAAUAUCCUGCGGAUAACGACGCCUCCUCCCUGCCUGGAUCACUGUCGUGCAGGGCAGGAAUUGUGCUACCUGUGUCUAUUUUCUCUUUCUCUACAGAUGAAAUCUCAGGCAAUUCGAGGUCAAAGUCAGAAAGACGCCGCGUACAACAUGGGGGUGGCGGAGGCCAUCAGGAAUGAACGCAAUGCCAGGAACCUAGAGUUUUAUAGAUCAUACAUUUUUCAGAAGAGGCCGCUGACCCCUCCGGCAAAAAUAAAACAGGAGCAAUAUUACCAGUCGCUGACUAAGCAGGUGGAGGACAGGCAAGGGAAGGAGGAAAAAGAGAAGCAGGACCAGGAAUUGUUGGGCAAACUGGAGCAGAUUCAACUCGCUGAAGGACUGGCUGCUCAGAGAGCAAAAUAUUUCAGAGAUAAGAAUGAACUGAUGAUGUCUUACAAGAGCGCCCUGGACACGCAGGUGAAAAUGAAACCAAGCUUUGCUCCCCCUGCGGAACCCAAAAUUACAGAGCCGGGAUUUGGACGGAAUGAUAUGGGCAAUGAUAAGUUGGCGGAAAGGAAGAGGCGGGCCCAGGAGGUCUCUAAGCACCAGCUGCAAACCGUCGCAGAACGCAAGCGCCUGGCUGUACUCAAUGAUCUGGUGCAGCAGAGGAAGGAGUCCGACAUGCUUCAAUCUACUAAAGAGCUGUUAUUAUCUGAUAGAGCAGCGCAGUAUGAGAAGAUGCAGAGAAUAUACAAAGGGUUGCAGGACGAUUGGGUCAAAAGCCACGAGAUGAAGAGAUUGAAGGAGGAGGAGGAAGGACGCUUCAUCCGGGCCGGUAGUCACCUUCUUCUAGAUCAGUUCGAGAAGUAUCGCCGCUGCUUCCAGUGCAAGAGGCGAACGUCAAACUGCGGAGAGACCAACGUUUGGUGCGAGUCGCGCUACAUCCCAGGAUGCCGUCUGAUGGUUUGACCGCCACCGUCUGCUCUUCAGUAAAGUUUGUUUAUUCAUAAAGCGUAUCUGUCGGUUUGUACUUCCUGUCCUAAAUGCUGUUAUUACAAAUGAGCAGUUCUGCAUACUAAUUACAUUGGAUUCUAAAGCUUGAAACACUCUCCUACCUCUAUCUCUGCUAUGGCCGUGUCAGCGGUCAAUAGAACUAAUUGGGUCGGUGGCGGUAUUGUUGGGAAAUGCGCUGUGACGCUGAAAACAGAUUGUGCCUCAACAACGAGGAGAAGCGGUGUGAGGACUAAUUAGCAACUUGAAUGGAAGAUUGUCUGAUGUCUAAAAUAAAGAUUUAUUAAAUAUGCACAAAGUCUUCUGUUUUUCUGCUUCCUCAUUAACUCAGGAUUACGGGUUUCAUUGUACUUUG
Molecule: messenger RNA, 2358 nt
Organism: Nanorana parkeri
Lineage: Eukaryota; Metazoa; Chordata; Amphibia; Anura; Dicroglossidae
Gene: CCDC81
Product: coiled-coil domain containing 81
Exons: 16
Coding region: 75-1961 (628 amino acids)
Cellular component (GO): centrosome
Source: RefSeq, a predicted model, not a curated record